Morchella sextelata is the source of this 333-nucleotide messenger RNA. RefSeq lists its product as uncharacterized. The annotation marks the transcript as partial. The record is from RefSeq and is a predicted model, not a curated record. NCBI's taxonomy places the organism in Eukaryota, Fungi, Ascomycota, Pezizomycetes, Pezizales, Morchellaceae. The transcript has 2 exons.
UAUGUCCGCGAGGAACUCAUCGUGCUCAAGCAAUACACACAGGAUAACCUUGAAAAGGACUUCAUACAGGCCAGCUCUUCCCCUGCUGGUACCUCUGUCCUAUUUGUUAAAAAGGCCGAUGGAACACUAUGUCUCUGCGUCAAUUAUCGUGGCCUUAACGAACUUAUCAUCCGCAUGGCUGAGGGUGAGGAAUGGAAAACAGCCUUUUAUACACGUUACGGGUAUUUCGAAUAUAUGGUAAUGCCUUUUGGCCUCAUCAACGUGCCAGCUAUCUUCCAACAUUUUGUCAACGAUUGCGUUCGUGACUACCUCGACAUGUUCUGUACAGCCUAA